Psammomys obesus (fat sand rat) is the source of this 1008-nucleotide messenger RNA. Its product is annotated as olfactory receptor 14A2-like. The transcript has a single exon. Bases 1 to 1008 code for a protein of 335 amino acids. Gene Ontology annotation, biological process: G protein-coupled receptor signaling pathway. Gene Ontology annotation, cellular component: membrane. NCBI's taxonomy places the organism in Eukaryota, Metazoa, Chordata, Mammalia, Rodentia, Muridae. The record is from RefSeq and is a predicted model, not a curated record. Gene Ontology annotation, molecular function: olfactory receptor activity; G protein-coupled receptor activity; odorant binding.
AUGCCCAAUGUCACUAGAAUAGCAGGAUUCAUCCUUAUGGGACUCUCAGAUAUUCAUGAGCUACAGACUGUAUGUGGUGUGUUCUUCCUGGUGAUCUACCUAGCAGCCAUAAUGAGUAACUUUCUUAUCAUCACCCUCAUUACUCUGGACCUGAAACUCCAAACACCCAUGUACUUCUUCCUGAAAAAUUUGUCUCUGUUUGAUGUCUUCCUUGUAUCCAUCCCAAUCCCAAAUUUCAUUGUCAAUAGUCUAACUCACAAAAAUUACAUUACUGUUCUGGGUUGUGCCUUCCAGAUACAUUUAAUGACUUCCUUCUCAGCAGGAGAGAUUUUUGUCCUGACUACUAUGUCCUAUGACCGCUAUGUUGCCAUCUGCUGUCCCCUGCACUAUGAGGCCAUCAUGAGUUUUGGUAACUGUGUGAAGAUGGUGAGUAUUUCCUGGACUUCUGGAGUGCUCUUUGGAACUGUAUACACAACUGGCACAUUUUCCAUGCCUUUUUGUGGCUCCAAUGUGAUCCCACAGUUUUUCUGUGAUGUUCCCUCAUUGCUAAGGAUUUCCUGCUCUGAAACACUAGGAAUAAUUUACACAAGUCUUGGAAUUGGCUUGUGCCUAUGCAUGUCUUGUUUCAUCUGUGUUGUGAUCUCUUACUUUUACAUUUUCUCCACGGUACUAAAUAUUCCUACUACUAAAGGUCAGUCCAAAGCAUUUGCCACCUGUGUCCCCCACCUCACUGUUUUCACUGUUUUCAUUGCAACUGCUUGCUUUGUCUAUCUGAAGCCACCCUCAGAUGUACCAUCAAUUACAGACAGGAUGUUUUCUGUGAUCUACACUGUGUUGCCUUCCGCACUUAAUCCUGUGAUCUACAGCCUUAGGAACACUGAUGUCAAGUGUGCUCUGGGGAGGUUGCAGCAAAAUCUCUGCCAAAGGAGUCUACUUCACUUAACAUUUCAAAAUAUCUCUCAGUGGUGUAGUGCCUUACGCUUUACAACCAAGUUCUGUAAUUUUUGA